Cantharellus anzutake is the source of this 1109-nucleotide messenger RNA. RefSeq lists its product as uncharacterized. Gene Ontology annotation, biological process: DNA replication; DNA repair. The transcript is spliced from 5 exons. NCBI's taxonomy places the organism in Eukaryota, Fungi, Basidiomycota, Agaricomycetes, Cantharellales, Hydnaceae. The record is from RefSeq and is a predicted model, not a curated record. Bases 385 to 1023 code for a protein of 212 amino acids. Gene Ontology annotation, cellular component: nucleus; Slx1-Slx4 complex.
AAGCACUCGCCCCCAGCGCUCUCGGAGAGUUCCCAUCUACGUCUGGCCCCAAAUUAGCUGAGGCGGCGACAUCAAGCAGUCCUGCUUGGUUAUCAGUCCAAAUGCUACCUUCGCCACCCCCGAAUUCUUCCUUGACGAUGGUGGAAGACAACUCCACCUCAACGUCUGGGGAUGCAAAUCUUUCUGCCACGCAGAAGCUCCCUCCUUCGUGUUGUCGCCAGGCUCGUACUUCUUUAUCCACCGGAACCGAGUCCGAGUCUGUCGAAAUUAUUUGUUAUACGCGCAACGAUUCGCCUCAUCCACUCUCCUUGGGUCUCACAGAAACCCCCUCCCCCACUCACAAUAUCGCAUCUUUCUUCACUGUCACGAAAGGAAAAUCCAUAAAUGCGAUAUCCAAGGCUCUUCCCACAUCCUCCCCCAACUCUAAACAUUCCCCACACCACGUCACAUUCAUAUCGCUCUCAUCGACUGAAAGCAGCCCUUGAAGUGAAGAGUCCCGCCGAGUCCAAACAUCAACUCACACCCGACCCAGCGUUGGAUGAUCUCCACCAAUGGAGCGAAGACAAUUGGGGCCAGGACGCCUGCCUAGAGUGGCACGGCAAUGAUCCAUUCACUCCGCUACUGGAUGACGAUGCAGCGUCCACGUCAUCAGCCUCGUCCACAAACACCCUACAAGUGAACUCAGCAAAAGUCACUGCUCGUCGCUCAGCCAAACCCUCAAGGGCGAAGUCUAAUAAAUACCGUGCCAAAACGGUAGUAACGAGCUCUUCAGUCCCUUUACAUGACGACGCUGCUGUAGACAAUCUUCUUGAACGUAUGAUUUUGGAUGAUAAAAAACUGCACCUACGAGUCUUGCGUUACGAGCCCAUCAAUUUUGAAGUCUUUUACAACCUUGCCCUCGCCCAAAACUUAAAUCCAAAGGGCCUCCGACGACGCCUUCUUUCCUUUCUUGACUCACAAUGCAUACAAUUUCAGCAAUCUGGACCACCAAACACGGCUGGACGGAGACGGAAGCAUCACUAGUUUCUUUGACAUGGAUCCGAGCGUUUCUAAAUUAUCCACUCAUUAUUUCAUGCCAUGUGUAUAACACUAAAAUAUCGAGAUGAUCU